Molecule: messenger RNA, 1443 nt
Organism: Antrostomus carolinensis (chuck-will's-widow)
Lineage: Eukaryota; Metazoa; Chordata; Aves; Caprimulgiformes; Caprimulgidae
Gene: NUF2
Product: NUF2 component of NDC80 kinetochore complex
Exons: 12
Coding region: 13-1284 (423 amino acids)
Biological process (GO): mitotic spindle organization; meiotic chromosome segregation; attachment of mitotic spindle microtubules to kinetochore
Cellular component (GO): Ndc80 complex; kinetochore
Molecular function (GO): protein-containing complex binding
Source: RefSeq, a predicted model, not a curated record
GAAAUUUUACACAUGAUUUACAUGAGAGUCCUGCAGAAGGUGUAUGGAAUCCGCCUGGAACAUUUCUACAUGAUGCCAGUCAACGCUGACAUAAUGUAUCCGCAGAUAUUUGACGGUUUUCUACCUGUUUGUAAUUUGUAUAUUCACAUGGAGCGCUUACUUCCAGUGUGCCGGAUUAAUGAUUUUCAAAUUGCUGAUGUUUUAAACCCAAAAACAAAGAGGACAGCUCGCUUCUUGAGUGGCAUUCUCAACUUUGUAAACUUCAGAGAAACGCGGCGUGAAGCCUACUUGAGGUUACAACUGAACUAUAAAUCAGCUAUGGAGAAACACCAACAACUAGAGACUGCAAAUCAUGAGGCAGCAUUGAAGCUGGAGAAACUGAACACCGUUCCAGUUGAACAUCAAGCAGAGGUCAAGCAACUGACAGAUAACAUUCGAGAACUGGAGCAACUGCUAAGGCAAGAUUAUCGUCGGAAGCAAACAGCUUUACAAGAAGUGAUUUCACAAAAGAAGUCAGGUAUUGCAGAGAGCACCCGAAAACUGAAUGAGCUUAAAGUGACAAUGGCUACUUUGAAAGAAGAACAAGAGGAGCUGAAAUCAAAAAUUGUGGAGAGUCCAGAGGAACUGAAAAAUUACAAAGAACUGAUGAAAGAGACUGUUAAGAAACUGAAGAAAUCCAAGCAAGAACUUAUUGAGAAAUAUGAAGGUUAUAGAGACCUAGUUGAGGUUCUGCCAUCAUGCCAACUAGAGGUGCAGUUAUAUCAAAAGAAAAUGGAAAGACAGGGAGCAAAUGUGGAGAGACUGGCCAGUGUAUUGUCAGAGGUGAGAAAUCUGGAGGACCAACUCGAGAGCGCUCAGAUUGAGCUGAAAAAGGGGAAGACGGAUGAAAUGCCCUUAAAGAGAUUGGUCACUGCAAAACAUGAGAAGCUGUCUACAGCUGAAAUCAGGAUAACAAAGAAGCGUGAAGAUGUUGAGCAAUAUAAGCACACUGUAUUUGAAUAUUGUAACAGAGUUCAGGAGAAGAGGGGUGCUGUAUAUGAUAAAGUGACAGCCAUUCACAAGGAAAUCCAACAAACAAGGUUCAAAAUUCAGCAGCUGAAUGAGGAUGCUGAAAAAGAAGGAAUGAAAACCAAGGAAAUAUACCUGAGUCUGAAGGCCGCGUUGGAGAAGCGUCAUGAAUCUCUCAUUGAGAUAGCAAAGAGUUAUGCAGCCGCAAGCGAAGAUAAAAUUGCUGAACUGAAGAAGGGACUGUUUAGAGUUCAGACUCCUGGAACUAGUUCUUAGACCUGUCUUCAUUUGUAUUCCACUUUCAUUAUGUUUGUCACCAUAUCUGAACUCAAGAGCUUGUGCUUUGUAUGGGAUGGAUAAUUAUUCCAGGCAAAAGCUAACUUUCUCAAAAACAAUCUCGGAACACAUUUAACUUUCUAGACAGAUCCUGAUGUC